This is a messenger RNA of Panicum hallii, 1183 nucleotides long. RefSeq names its product spindle and kinetochore-associated protein 1 homolog. NCBI's taxonomy places the organism in Eukaryota, Viridiplantae, Streptophyta, Magnoliopsida, Poales, Poaceae. The transcript is spliced from 9 exons. Gene Ontology annotation, biological process: cell division; chromosome segregation; mitotic cell cycle. Gene Ontology annotation, molecular function: microtubule binding. The coding region runs from base 54 to 884 and encodes 276 amino acids. The record is from RefSeq and is a predicted model, not a curated record. Gene Ontology annotation, cellular component: spindle microtubule; outer kinetochore; mitotic spindle.
ACCGCUCCUCCCCACCGCCCGCCGCGCCGCCCUCGCCGCCACCCAUCUCUCCCAUGGACGCCGGCGACGGGAGCCCCGCUGCCUCGCCACUGGACGCAGUGGCGGCCGCCUUCAAGUCCCGCGUCGUGGAGCUUCAGGACCUCGUCCUCGCCCGCAGCAUGUUCCCGGCGACGGCGCUGCCGGACCUGGCCUCCGUGAACGCGUCGGUGACGGCGAUGGAGUCGCGGGUGCAGGACAUCCGCCGCCGCCUCCAGGAGGAGCUUGACGCCAUCCCUAAGGCAAAGAAGCUAAUCGAGCGGUCCUUGAAGCAACAAGAGAAGCUGCAGCACAUGCUUGCCAACGUACCUUCUGGGAUGCACGAGGGUGUCUUUGCUACUCAUCUGGAACAGAGCUCAUCAAGGAUGCUGCCUGAUUGCUUCAAUUACAGCUCAUCUGUUCGUGAAUAUAACGAAUGUGAGUUGAAGAUUAAGGAGGAGCCAGUUGCUGCUCCCAAGAAAGGAAGAGCACCUGCACCUCGCUGGUACAUCUCAACAGAGGAGCUUGAUUCGUUGUCAUCGUACAUGAGGGGAAGACUGACUUUGGAAAAGGUUAAUAUCGCAAUUAAUGAAGUGGCUUCAUAUGCAGAUGCCAAUGCUCAUCUUGUUACAUGCCCUAAGAAAAAGUUGUCAGAUGACAUGUGGGAUAAAGCUUUGGAACUAAGGGACAUUGCAGCGACUGAGGCAGUAAAGGGGAAGCCUUUCUUCCUGGAAGUCGACAUAAAAGGACCUGGUCUAAAACUUGACAACACAGGGAAAGCUAUUCUUACAGUCCUUCGCCAUCUUGGACGCAUCCAUGAAACCCGGAUUGGGCAUCAUCGGGUCUUUAUACUCUCAAAGCAGGCCUGAAGGAAUCUCAUUCGAUUAGAAUUGGUGCACAUUCUGCAAUAUGUCAAUAUCCAGUAGCCUCCUUGCUUUGAUAUCGCAAAGACGCAAAAAGCAUUUUGCAUGUGCUUCCUGGAUGAUUCAGAGAUUGCUGUGCUUUCAUCAAUAUCUGUUUGGCUGCAUGCUUUCGUUUGUAUUGUGCUUGCAUUGGUCCAAAACUCCCAUGGCAUCUAUAUGCUUCAGUCGCAAGCUUAUCUGUGCAGUAGAAACUCAAAUUACCGGAAUGAAGAGUUUGCAAGAGCAAGCUCUAAUUUUGGCUUUCA